AUAUAUACCAGUGCCACGGGUACUAUACUGGCACUGGUAUGGCUGGCCGUGUGGAAAAUACUACGCCAACCCCUACUAUCCCUAUUGCUCACCGGCCUGAGUCUGGGAUUCCUACUGAUGGCAACCCUACUAUUCACUACUAUUGGAAAUCUGGAGUUAUUUCAAAAUGACAUUAAUUACUGGCUUAUUAUGAGUUGUGCGGCUAUACUGGUCACCCUAUUUUUCCCAAUGGUAAACCCCGUAGCGUUGAGUAUCGUCUCGUCAUCGAUAGUGGGCUCAUAUGUGGCAGUUAUAGCGGUCGACCAUUACAUAUACGGCUCCCUGUCCUACAUCAUCAUAAAUGUUAUUAAAAGAGCUGACUAUAGUCUCAGUGCCUAUAAUACCGUUCCCUUUCAAAACAAAGACAUAAUAAUGGCAGUCAUUUGGCUACUACUGUCCCUCACGGGAAUAGUACUGCAAAUGCAUUACUCAACCACUGGUGGGCAGAGUAGGGGUCCGUUCCCAUCGGACACAUACUGUCACUCACACCGACAUCAGGAAUCGCUGGAACGGUAUUACCGCCAGCGCUCUCAAUACGAGCCCUACGACAGUACGGAAAGUCAAUCAGGAGGUAGACGUAGGAGAUCUCGGCGAUCCAGACGCUGGGAACCGGUACCCGACCCA
Oppiella nova is the source of this 663-nucleotide messenger RNA. Lineage: Eukaryota; Metazoa; Arthropoda; Arachnida; Sarcoptiformes; Oppiidae. The record is from the annotation of a GenBank genome assembly.